GCAGUUACACAGUUCCCACGAGCCCCUUACGCAGAACGCAACCGCCCCAUUAGCGAAGUCAUCAAGACGGGUGUGGUUCCAAAAUUUGUCGAGUUCCUCCAACGUCAUGACAACCCUCAAUUGCAGCUUGCAGCAACGUGGGCUCUCACCAAUAUCGCGUCAGGGACAUCGGAGCACACCAUGGCCGUGAUGGAGGCGAACGCGGUGCCCAUCCUGGUCGAGCUCUUGGCCUCACCCGACGACGAUGUCCGCGGACAGGCGGUUUGGGCGUUGGGCAACGUUGCGGGUGACUCCCCCAAGUGCCGCGACUUCGUACUCGACCAUAACAUCCUGUCGCAACUGCUGGAGCAGUUGAAGGACAAGAGCAAAAUCUCGUUGCUCCGCGUCGCGACGUGGACGCUGUCCAACCUGUGCCGUGGGAAGCCAGCUCCCAGCUCUUCCGUGACGAGCCAGGCGCUGCCGGCGCUUGCGCGUGUGAUCCACAACACCGAUGACGAGGAGGUACUGACCGAUGUCUGCUGGGCACUGUCGUACCUGUCCGACGGUGACAACGACCGCAUCGAUAACGACCGCAUCGACAGAGUCAUCGAGUCCGGGGUGUGCCGCCGUCUGGUGGGGCUCCUAAUGCGCACCUCCUCGCCAAGCCUGAUGGAGCCGGUGCUCCAUACCGUCCGGAACAUCGUCACGGGUAGCGACAUGCAGACGCAGGUCAUCAUAAACUGUGGUGCACUGCCCUAUCUGCGCAACCUUCUGGUGAUGGACUACAAGAAGAACAUUAAGAAGCAGGUGUGCUGGAUCAUCUCCAACAUAACCGCCGGUACGGAGGAUCAAAUCCAGUCCGUCAUCGAUACCGGGCUCAUCUCGCCGCUCGUUGCGUUGCUGUCCAGCGCCGAGACGGACGUCAGAGGCGAGGCGGCCUGGGCCAUAUCCAACGCCACGUCUCGCGGGACAGCGGAGCAAAUCAAGUACCUUGUUCAGAGCCAUGCCAUCAAGCCGCUGUGCGAUCUGCUUGUCGCUGCAGACGCGCGAAUCAUCGCCGUGGUGUUGGAGGGCCUCAAGAACAUCCUUAAAGUUGGCAACCAGGAAAGCGACAUGCCGGGGGCGGCAGGUGCGAACCUGUUCGCCCGAAUGGUGGGAGCUGCGGGCGGCUGGCGCAAGAUCAAGAGCCUUCUGCAGCACCCCGCAGUAGACUUGCGUGGAAAGGCAGCCGCCAUAUUGGAGGCGCACUUCGAUUCGGACGAUUCUUGUGGCGGCGGCGAGUCGGGGCUCGGUACGUAUUGGACUCCUUAA
Volvox carteri f. nagariensis is the source of this 1290-nucleotide messenger RNA. RefSeq lists its product as uncharacterized. The transcript has 6 exons. NCBI's taxonomy places the organism in Eukaryota, Viridiplantae, Chlorophyta, Chlorophyceae, Chlamydomonadales, Volvocaceae. The annotation marks the transcript as partial. The record is from RefSeq and is a predicted model, not a curated record. Gene Ontology annotation, cellular component: nucleus. Gene Ontology annotation, molecular function: protein binding; nuclear import signal receptor activity. Gene Ontology annotation, biological process: NLS-bearing protein import into nucleus.